Molecule: messenger RNA, 1949 nt
Organism: Capsaspora owczarzaki ATCC 30864
Lineage: Eukaryota; Filasterea; Ministeriida; Capsasporidae
Exons: 3
Coding region: 117-1874 (585 amino acids)
Biological process (GO): SCF-dependent proteasomal ubiquitin-dependent protein catabolic process
Cellular component (GO): SCF ubiquitin ligase complex
Molecular function (GO): transferase activity
Source: RefSeq, a predicted model, not a curated record
CACUACAUUACAUUACAUUUGUCGUCGCUUCAGUCCUUUUUGUCUCUGCACUUCUACUUUUGGUUUUCCCGCCAAUUCAUCACAAUUUUCGUUAGCACAGCGUAACUCACUCCACAAUGACCGACGACCUGCUGAAACCGCUCAGCAUCCGAAUGAGCUAUCUUCUCAGACACCCAUCCUACCCAGGCCACACGUUCUAUCGAUCAGGGUUUGUGCCGCUGCAAGAGUUGGUCGAGGCGCGGCAGAUGGACGCGUGGACCGAGAGGGACAUUCGCAGCACUGUGCAAACAUCCAUGAGCGCAGGGCGACUUGCCAUCCCGCGCUUUGAAAUCAUCCAGGUCAACAACAUUGAGUAUAUUCGAGCAAAGUACGGACAUUCGAUCUCCCUGGAAAACCUCCCGCCAAUCCCCGGAGAACCCGUGCCCGUCAAGACAUUGUCAGACAUGUGCGUGAACGUUGUGUGCAACAACCUGCCGCUCUACGACCUGGAAGGCUUUCCAGACAACCACGUUCUGCAGCAAAUCAUUUCCGGCUUGCGCGCGCGAGGCAAGUUUGUCGGAUCUGCGCUCAAGGUGCUGCUGGUGCGUGGCCUCGAGUCGAUUGACUUUUCCAACGUGUAUGUCACGGAGGGCAACAUGAAGCAACUGGCCAAAAGCUGCCCAAAUCUUGCGCACUUGUCUCUGGCCGGCUGUUCGUACUUGGCCACGCCCAAUCUGAUCGAAUUCCUAGCCCCGCGGCUUGUGAACCUGACCACGCUAGACUUCUCGGACUGCACGUACCUCACGGACGCAUGCGUGCGGCUGUUGACGCGAAACAUUCCGGGGCUCGAAACGUUUGUGCUGGCUGGCGUGAAGCAUCUCACCGUUGCAAGCCUCGAGCAUCUUGCUGACUACAUUGCCGGGCGCGCCGGAAACAACAAGCGCAAGUCAAAGCCCACUUCUGUGGCCAGUGACGAGGCUUUUGGCGACAUUCCCAAAGUGCUGCCGCCAUCUGGAAGUCGCUUGCAGCUGGUGGACGUUCGCCGCUGCCCUGCCAUUACCAGCAAGCUUGCGAUCGAAUUCAACAAGCUGUUUCAAGCACUCGCGGCACCCCUCCGGCACGAUUCUUCGCUUGAAAUUCAUCUCAAGCACGAGAUCUUGGAGCCCCAAAUCCAAUUCCGCGAUCAGACCGAUCCCAUUGUCGGCCCACUUUCAGGGUUCUACCCAGCGCCUAUUCUGCUCGAUGGCAAGAUGUGGCCGAGCGUGAUUCACUUUUUCCAGGCCCAAAAAUACCACAACACCCCCGUGGAAGAGACAGUUCGGGCGGCGGCAACUGCAGAGCAGGCCCAGCGAUUGGGCCGCGCAACUUAUGCGGCACACCCGCUGCGUACCGACUGGGAAGAGAUCAAAGUCAGCAUCAUGCGACGAGGGCUGGAGGCCAAGGUCGCCCAAAACCUGGCCGUGCGCGAGGUGCUGUUGAUGACGGGCAAGUCCACGUUGGUGCAUGUGAGCAUCAGCGAUCGAAUUUGGGCUGUUCCUGCCGGGCGCAUCCCUCGUGGAGGCUGGAAGCGAGAUUGUCCGUCUGGCGGCAAGAACAUUCUCGGCUGUCUUUUGAUGGACAUUCGCGAUGAAAUCCUUGGCAUGGACGUCCCCUUGCGCGCCGAUGUCACUGACGCCGCUGGUCAGGACGACAUUGACCGCGAAAUGGACGCGAGUGACGAGGAAGACCUCGAGUAUGACGACGAGGACGGCGACGACGACGACGACGAUGAAAUUCAGGACGAGGCUGACGAGGACUCUGACGAUGUUGAAGCUGAUGAAGAUGGCGACGAGGACGACGACGACGGCGACGGCAACGACGACGCGGACGAGGAUGAAACUGGCGACAUCUCCUAAAGCAGCGUCCAACAAGUUACAGUAUUUGCGCUGAAAGUGGUGCAUAUUGGAUAAAUACAACAUGCGAUUUUCAAG